This is a messenger RNA of Hibiscus syriacus, 1504 nucleotides long. RefSeq names its product heat stress transcription factor A-9-like. The transcript is spliced from 2 exons. Gene Ontology annotation, biological process: regulation of transcription by RNA polymerase II. Gene Ontology annotation, cellular component: nucleus. Gene Ontology annotation, molecular function: RNA polymerase II cis-regulatory region sequence-specific DNA binding; DNA-binding transcription factor activity. The record is from RefSeq and is a predicted model, not a curated record. Bases 193 to 1479 code for a protein of 428 amino acids. NCBI's taxonomy places the organism in Eukaryota, Viridiplantae, Streptophyta, Magnoliopsida, Malvales, Malvaceae.
CGAGCAAAGUAAACGCAACGUGUCGGCAUAUCCUUGCGCUAUGGAGUUUAGAGUUAAGACAACUGACAGCAAUGUCGUCAUUUUAACCUGCAUGUUUCUCUCCUAUUAAUUUCAUAAUUUUUGCUGCCGUACCCAACUUAAAAACAUCUAAAAAAACUAGUCAAAAUUCUUCAAAAAAAAAGAAGAGUGAACAUGGUGGCGCUCGACAAUGGAGGCGGAGAAGGGUUUAGUUUGAGUUACACGACGGCGUUUUUGAAGAAAAUGGGAGACGAAACAGUUAAAGAGGAAGAGCCGGGAGCUGAAAGUAACGGAGAAGAUUAUCAGGACGCUCUGUUGAAGUCAGUUAAAGAGGAUGAGGAUGGAAAAACGGGAGCCGUGGACAAUAUAAUGAACGGUGGGGAUUUGAUCAACUUCGUCACUAAUAAUGGUUCGUCUUCUUCCAGUUCAUAUGAUCAUUUGCCAAAAUCAAUGGGAUCAGGAUUAAACGAGUUGGGUCCGCCGCCGUUUCUGAGAAAAACAUAUGACUUGGUCGAGGAUCCGGAAACCGACCCGAUCGUUUCCUGGGGCAGUAACCGCCACAGCUUCAUCGUUUGGGAUUCUCAUAAGUUCUCAGAACAUCUCCUUCCCAAAUACUUCAAGCACAAGAACUUUUCCAGCUUCAUCCGCCAACUAAGCACUUAUGGGUUUAGAAAGAUCGAUUCAGAUAGAUGGGAAUUUGCAAAUGAAGGGUUUCAAGGAGGAAAUAAGCAUUUACUGAGAAACAUUAAGAGGAGAAGUAGAUAUAACAGGCAACGACAAGGAGUUUUCUGUGCUAACAGUUCAACAAAUAACAUUGGGUUAGAAGCUGAGCUCGAAAUAUUGAAGAAAGAUCGGAGUUUAUUGCAGUUGGAGGUUAUGAAACUGAGGCAACAGGAGGAAGAAUCAAAUCGUCAGCUGAGUGCUGUUCAUGACCGGAUUCGCUUCGCCGAGUGCAGGCAACAGCAAAUGUGCAAUUUCUUCGCUAAAAUAGUUAAAUACCCCACUUUUAUUCAGCGAUUGACCCAGAGCAGGAAUCAGCAAAAGAAAGAGCUGCUUGAUGAAGGAGAGUUUAGCUUUAGCAAGAAGAGAUUGCUUGAGCCACAAGUCACAAAGAGCUCGGAUGGUCAAGAGGGAUUGAAAUCAAUGCAAUCUGAUGAGUUCUCAAAGCUUCUGCACUCGGAUUAUAUGGAGAACAACGAACAACUGGAUAAACGGGAUGGCUUGCAUGGUUCUGUUCACAACCAAAAGAACGGUUCACCAGAAAUGUGUUCUUCUGCUUAUGAUGUUGUGUCGGAAAACUUACUAGGGGAAAGCUCGGGUGCUCUGAAUGAAACAAGCGAAGAGCUUUCAUCGGUAAAUGAUUCAAAGAUUUAUCUUGAGCUGGAAGAUCUGAUCAACUGGAAACAAUGUGGCUGGGGUGGUUUUGGAAGUGAGCUGGUGGAGCAAACUGGCUGUAUCUGACCAAACUGGCUUUAUCUAUUGUACU